CUUUUCUUCAGUUGGCUAUAAAAAGGCAAACUGAAGUGAAACUGAUUCUCCACUGAAAGAAUGCCAUGCUGUGUGCAGAAGCUUAUAGUGAAAAAGAUGGCUCGUCACCACCUAUGGAUCUUGCUCUUUUGCCUACAAACCUGUCUGGAAGCAUCUGGAAGCGACACAGACAUCACAGUGAAUGGGAUUCUGGGGGAGUCAGCUACUUUUCCCUUAAAUAUCCAACCAUCACAGAAAGUUGCCAGCAUUUCUUGGCAUUCCAAAACAUCUGUUGCUUUCGUAAUACCAGGAAACUUCGGAGCAGAACCCACAGUUACCAUAACCCACCAAAAUUACCGUGAACGAAUAAGUGUCUCAGGUCAGAACUAUAACCUGGAGCUCAGAAAUCUGAGGAUUGAAGACUCAGGGGUCUACAAAGCUGACAUAAAUGUAGAGACCUCUAAAACGACCACCACCAGGUCCUACAACCUUCAAGUCUAUCGUCGUCUUGGGAAGCCAAAAAUUACUCAGAGUUUCAUGACAUCUGUGAACAGCACCUGUAACGUCACACUGACGUGCUCUGUGGAUAAAGAAGAAAAGAAUGUGACAUACAACUGGAGUCCACGAGGGGAAGAGGGCAAUGUCCUUCAAAUCUUCUGGACCCCUGACAACCAAGAGGAGACUUACACGUGUACGGCAUGGAACCCCGUCAGCAACAAUUCUGACUCCAUCUCUGCCCAGCAGCUCUGUGCAGAUGUCACAAUGAGCCCCCACACUCGUCACACUGGAUUGAUGAGUGGGCUGGCUGUGCUUUCUCUGCUUAUAAUCAUUCUGCCCCCAGUGGUUUUGUUCCUUUUGUGCAAGAGAAGAGAAGGUUCCUUCUUGAAGAAAUUCAGUAAGAACCCUGAUGCUUCCUCAAAGAAAACAAUAUACACAUACAUCACAGUUUCAAGAAACACCCAGCCAGCAGAGUCCAGGAUCUAUGAUGAGAUCCCCCCAUGCAAGGUGCUCCCCACCAAGGAGGAGCCAGUGAACACAAUUUACUCCCUAAUGCAAUACUCUGAUAAGAUGGAGAAAACCAGCACUAAGGACAGCAAACCUCUCGGGACUUCAAGCUAUGAAAUUGUGAUCUAGGCUCCCAGAUGGAAUUCUCCCCAUGGAAACUGAGCUGCAACCACACAUACUGGCAGAUGAUCCAGACCUAGACUUGCUCUGCCCAGAUCUUACCCAGAGAUUACAGAUCACCAGAUUCCAACAUCUAAGCAAAGAAGGAGACACUCUGUUGCUGGGCGUAACUUGUACUGAAAUAGACAAAUGGAUCAUGCCCUUUCUAAGAUGGCUCACUUCCUAACAAAUAACAAGGCAGAUCCCUUGGAACAGUGCUUCCCAUCCUUCUUCACACUGUAGCACAUGGAGAAAAUAAUUUUUAUGAUACAAUGGAAUAAGCAAUCAAGAAUGCUCAUGGCUGGAGGCUGUAUAUGACUGGAGGGGAUGACUCUUCCCAGUAACCCCAUAUGGGGAGGAUCAAUAUUUACACACCUGUAACCUGCCAUGACACACCACUUAAGAGCCUCUGUUCACACUCAAUGUAUGGGAGAAGCCCUGGUGCAUGGCCUCACCCAGUCCCCCUGCACCUUGGGCAGGUAAGCCUCUCACUCAAGUGCAUGGCUUGAUGUAUAGAGUGUGGACUGCAUUUCAGGCUGUCUGUCCCUUUGCCUGGGAAUGCUUGUCCAGGGUGUACCUGGCUGGACCAGCCCAACCCUAUAUCACUCUGUGGCAUGGAAAGAUGUCAGAGAUGUUGGUCUCAGCUGUGCAGACACACUCUUCCAAUGGAGUGUUGGAACACGUUCUUUCUGUAGGGACUAGACUUCUGGGGCAUUUUUCUUCUGACUCCACUUCAGAAACCUCAUAAUAUUUUUUUUCUGUCUAAGUUUUUCUUCUGUAUCCCUGUGUAAUGGUUCAUUUUGUGUGUCAACUUGAUUAAACAUUAUUCAGGG
Messenger RNA from Cervus elaphus (red deer), 1976 nucleotides. RefSeq names its product CD84 molecule (gene CD84). The record is from RefSeq and is a predicted model, not a curated record. Gene Ontology annotation, cellular component: external side of plasma membrane. NCBI's taxonomy places the organism in Eukaryota, Metazoa, Chordata, Mammalia, Artiodactyla, Cervidae. The transcript is spliced from 8 exons. Gene Ontology annotation, biological process: positive regulation of tumor necrosis factor production; positive regulation of monocyte chemotactic protein-1 production; negative regulation of interleukin-6 production. Bases 61 to 1113 code for a protein of 350 amino acids.